Molecule: messenger RNA, 1299 nt
Organism: Rhipicephalus microplus (southern cattle tick)
Lineage: Eukaryota; Metazoa; Arthropoda; Arachnida; Ixodida; Ixodidae
Source: RefSeq, a predicted model, not a curated record
AUGCCCAAGUCUUCAAUUGCUGGUAAUCCCAGGAGGGCUGGUGAAGUUGAAAGGCGACGGAGGCUGAAGUCCCGGUGUACCGACGUGAAUGAAGUUGAGCUGAGAAGGUCCCCAGCCCAACGCAAGGACAUUCUCGCACUACUGCACGAAGGACAUCAAGGUGUCCGCCGCUGUCAAGUGCGCGCCCGCGAGUGCGUUUGGUGGCCCCAUUGCAGCCAGCAUAUUGAGGACCUUGUGGCUCAAUGUGCUAAGUGUGCUGAGACGCGAACCUUGCGUUCUGAGCCACUGUCACCAACGCCAACACCGGAACGACCAUGGCAACGCCUGGGAAUCGACUUGUUCCACCUGGAAGGACGCGACUACGUCCUCAUUGUCGACUACUACUCCCGAUUUCCAGAAAUAGUCACACUGGGAACUUCAUCAGCAAAAGCGGUUGUUGCUGCGGUCAAGAGUUGUUUUGCCCGUUUUGGGAUACCAGACGUUGUGCGGACGGACAAUGGACCUCAAUUCUCGUCCAAGGAGUUCGCCGACUUUGCAACGGCGUAUCGAUUCUGCCACGAGACCAGCAGCCCUCGAUACCCUCAGAGUAACGGAGAGGUAGAGCGCAUGGUGCGUACCGUGAAAGAUUUGCUGAAGAAAAGCCCGGAUCCGUACCUCGCUCUACUCGCAUACCGAGACACACCUGGAGUUUCGGGCGUCUCUCCAGCUCAGUUACUCAUGGGAAGGAGACUACAAACUCGUCUUCCGGUUCUGCCUGAACGACUUCUUCCGGCCUUACCCAAUCACGAGGAAUUUCAAGCACAGGAUACUGCGGCGAAGUUGAAACAGGCGAAGGACUACAAUAGCCGUCACAGUACUACUCCUCUGAUUUCUCUCAGUAUGGGGGAGGAUGUGUGGAUAAAGGAUUUAGGUUGCAGCGGUCGUGUCCUCAGCCCAGCUCAGCGACCAAGGUCAUAUGUGGUCGAGACUCAAAGUGGUGUUGUCCAGAGGAACCGUUGCCAUCUGGUGCCGUUUGUAGAUGACCAAAAUGUCCAACAGCAAGCAUCAAUGGCUUCAUCACCGACGCAUGGAACCUUGUCAUCAAAUCCGCCAAGAGACUCAGCCUCGACCUCAGCGUCGGAAUCAUUGUCUCCAAGUGCUUCAAGUGCUUCGUGCGCAUCACCUGUGCCGCCUGUGAAGAUGCCUCCCUCGCCUGAAGUGCAGACGCUACCUGUGCAAGCAAGUGCGCCUCAGUGUGAUGAACCUAAGCGUACGCGUUCUGGCCGUGCCGUGAAACCGCCGCGCAGGUUGAACAUGUAA